This is a messenger RNA of Cantharellus anzutake, 1685 nucleotides long. RefSeq lists its product as uncharacterized. The transcript has a single exon. The record is from RefSeq and is a predicted model, not a curated record. The coding region runs from base 141 to 1256 and encodes 371 amino acids. NCBI's taxonomy places the organism in Eukaryota, Fungi, Basidiomycota, Agaricomycetes, Cantharellales, Hydnaceae.
AAGUACCCCCCUAGCGAAGUCAGUCUACUUUUUGCCUCGCAAGUUAUGGCUGCUUCCGCUGCAUCCUUCUCUGUUUUCCCUUCUUCUUCCACCAAGAACAACGGCUCGAACUCGCCUCAACUUGUUGCUGCCAAAGCAGGAUGGGUGCUGGAUUUGUAGGUUUCGCAAAACAGCAUGCAAAAGUUACGCCAAAACGGACCCGGCAUACAACCCGAGUGACCCCCGCUGCUACGACUGUCAGAGGUUCAAUAUUGUCUGUUGUGGUUACGGAGAAGACCGCCCCUCGGUACGCUUUGACAUGCCUAUUCCCUCCCACAACCCCUCCUCAAGUUAUAGCUUUCAAGGGCCCUGGUAUCCGCAAGAUCGUAACCGCGAGGACCCGCGAAUGGAUUUCAUUCGAGCCGAACAGACAGCCUGGUGAACCCCCCCUUAACCUAUCCGACCUUUGGCCUGAAAAAACAGUGGUUUCGUCAUCUCCUCCUCUACUCCAACCCGAAUCCUCUGACCGUAUUUCUGAGUUCAUCACGCCCAACACCUGCUUUAUAUCUCCUGGAUCCCAAAGUGCUGAGCCCUUGUCUGGCGCGCCCGUUUUCACGCCUCACGCUGAGGCCCGGACCGUCUUCCCCAUCUCCCCUCCGGUGCACACGGCUGUCGCGUCCAGCAUGCCACCCCCAUCGCUUCAUGUGGAGACUACUCAGGCCCCCUCCACUCUCCCAGCCCCAUACUCACAGUUACAGUUUGGACAACCUCUAUCGGUUCCUCCGCCGGCGCCCAAACCAUCUCUUCCAGUUAAUACCGUCACCCCGCCGCUCUUUCGCUUGGAUUCUGUUCCGACUGGACUAGAGAUUAACUCCUGGCCCCCGUCAACUUCUUUCUUCUCUCAGCAAGAAGAAGAUGCGGCUCUUCAGCAACUCCUAGAACCAGCAUUCAUCGAUUCCCCUGUUCCAGUUUAUGAUUCGAAUCCCACUAUUGGUUCGUUGUCCAUAUGUUGUUAUCCUAGCCCCGAUCUCACCGGGGUCCCGCAGACUACAAUAGCAUCCCGCACACUCUAUCCGCGUACUCCGUUCCGGAGUCAUCGUCUCGCAUCAAUGUUACAACUUUCACUCGUCAGGACGGGAUCAUCUCAGAGUUUGGUCCAUCAGCUCCACCUGCAGAUCUUCAGCCCUAUUGGGGGAACACUAGGUGUGCAUUACCACUCCAGGCCACGCCAUUCAUCUGAUGCGGUGCUCCGCAACAGCUUCGCUUUUCGUGAAUGACGUUCUCUUUCUCUUGGUUAUCAAUUCUCUUUAUCUUUAAGAAGGCCUAACACUCGCUACGCCUGGUAGCUUGGCCAUCUAUCUGCCAUGAUGUAUGCCGUAUGAUGAGCCGGCCCAUCUUGUACGCUUGCAUUUUAUGAUUUGAUUAUGGUAACAAAGGCAAGCAUUCUCACUGUUACGAUCGUUGACAUCUUAUCCCUGGCCACUCUGUGGCACGAUUUUGUCCCCCCGCCUAGUCUAGUCUAGCCUAGCCUAGUCUCGUCUAGUCUCGUCUAGUCUCGUCUAGUCCAGUCUCGCCUCGUCUAGUCUAGUCUAGUCUAGUCUCGUCUAGCCUACUAGGUUUCCCCAAGGUGUCACUCAACGAGGCUGCCGAGGUGAGUUGGCAGAGAGUGGCAUCUAUACUCCGGUUCUAGCGGUUUUCGAAGGUAA